AAAUAUAUUUAUGUUCUGUUUAUUUUUAGCAUUAAUUUUCAGAAAUGACAAAUUGUUUGGCUUUGGAUGAGAGUGCUCAUUGUGAACAUGCGUUUGGUUGGUAUGUGUCCAACUAUCACAAGUCUUCAGAUAAACUUUUGUUUAUUCAUGUACAGCAAGUUCCAUAUGUUCCAUUAGUAGGACUUGAAGAUAUGGAAGGUUUUAUGAAUGUUACGCAACUUUUGGUGCAAGAAAGUUCAGAAAAAACAAAUAAGCUUAUAUUUAAGUACAAACAAAAAUGUGAAGAAAAGGGUAUUGAAUGUGAGUUUGUUAUUGAUGAUGGGAGCUCUCCAGGCGAAUCCAUAUGCAGAAUUGCUAAAGAAAAGAAUGUGCAAACAAUUAUUAUGGGUCAGAGGGGGUUGAGUGCCAUGGGAAGAUUGUUUCUUGGAAGCACAAGUGAUUAUGUACUUCAUCAUACACACAUUCCAGUCAUUGUUGUACCACCUGCAGUCCACGAAGAUCAAAAAAAUGAUUAGACUAAGAAUAUGAACAAUGAAUAGCAAAAUGAAAAUGUAAUAUUUCUUUUUAAUAUUAUCUUAUUUAUUGCGUUUGA
Molecule: messenger RNA, 592 nt
Organism: Hydra vulgaris (swiftwater hydra)
Lineage: Eukaryota; Metazoa; Cnidaria; Hydrozoa; Anthoathecata; Hydridae
Product: universal stress protein Slr1101
Source: RefSeq, a predicted model, not a curated record